Dothidotthia symphoricarpi CBS 119687 is the source of this 947-nucleotide messenger RNA. RefSeq lists its product as uncharacterized. NCBI's taxonomy places the organism in Eukaryota, Fungi, Ascomycota, Dothideomycetes, Pleosporales, Dothidotthiaceae. The coding region runs from base 221 to 787 and encodes 188 amino acids. The record is from RefSeq and is a predicted model, not a curated record. The transcript has a single exon.
GAUGCGGCAGUGUACUUGUGAAAGUUUUACCUAGCUUGAUGGGCUGGGUAGUGGUUCAGCCUAGUUCAAUGGACUAUACGAGACCAACUUUUGGGGCUCCGCGUCCAAUGGUACUUAGCCAUAUGUGGUAGCGCAUACCCCAGAGUUGAAGUUUGCCAUCGGAUGGUGUAUCCUAGGCUUGUCCUUUUCAGGAUAACACUCCGAUGGUUUCGGUGGUCGCAUGAGCAUAGUAAACCAUGUUUCUCCAUUAGAAAUGCCCAGCGAAUCUUGCCUAACUCUUCCGCUCCUCUUGCACCUCCAUGACGAGUUUCCGCCCAGCAAUCCCACCGUCGAUUUGCAACUCAGACACAGCCCAAGAAGCAAGAUUGUGAAUACCAAGAGCCUCACCGACGAAGAUAUCCCUUCGGCAUACCCGAAUUCGACAAAAUGUUUUCCUGAUUAUCGGUCGGCUGAUAAGUACCACGCCACUAAGUCCAACCUAAGAGUCUUCGCGGUCUUGUCGCAGAGGAAAGGCGGGCGGUUAAGAAAAGACAUGGCAAGCCACAAAGUCUUGGAAAUGGGCAAAACUUCCACGUACGUUGUGGCGGCCAUGGCUCAGCCAAGGAGUUUGCGGGGAGACGUCGGCGGUCGGUGGUGGUGGGGUAAUUGGCGUCGUAUUUCCUCUCCAUCUGUAGACAAACACCGCCAUCAUACUGGGGGCGUGCGACACAAUCUCCCGCUCGGGGAGUAUCUGGUACCCUGGAAGCCCAUUGGGAAGCGUUACACGAUCCCGACAUUGGAUAUGUGACCGGCCAUUCACCCAAAACGGCCGCAGAGUCAGGUACCGCGUGAGAAAACCGGCCAAGCGCUAGAGGCUCCGCGCCAGUCGAUAGAUCAAGCAGCCUUGGAGAUGCCAUGCUUUUGCUAACCAGGAGCGCACUCCGCGCCAAGAUUCCCUCCGACACCGU